UUACUUCAUUGCCAUUUGCCACCCAAACUCAUUUCCCUUCUUCUCUCUCCUUUCUCUCAACUGUCGUUGUAAACGAGGAAAGUAUUUUACAAAUUAUACUCUUUUCAUCUCCUUAAUAAAAAAUCCACACUACACAAAACUUUUUCAAUGGCUUCCCCUCCAAAAAAUGUAGGAAUCCUAGCCAUGGAAAUCUACUUCCCUCCUACAUGUGUUAAACAGGAAGCAUUGGAGGUUCAUGAUGGUGCUAGCAAAGGAAAGUAUACCAUUGGUCUUGGACAAGAUAGUAUGGCAUUUUGUACUGAGGUGGAAGAUAUCAUCUCCAUGAGUUUGACUGCUGUGACUUCUCUCCUUGAGAAGUAUAAUGUUGAUCCAAAACAAAUUGGUCGGCUUGAAGUGGGAAGCGAGACUGUCUUAGAUAAGAGUAAAUCUAUCAAGACAUUUUUGAUGCAAGUAUUUGAGGAACAUGGAAACACAGACAUUGAAGGUGUUGACUCAACUAAUGCAUGCUAUGGUGGAACUGCUGCAUUAUUUAAUUGUGUUAAUUGGGUAGAGAGCAGUUCAUGGGAUGGACGCUACGGUCUUGUCGUAUGCACAGACAGUGCGGUCUAUGCCGAGGGACCAGCUAGACCCACUGGAGGAGCUGCUACGAUUGCAAUGCUCGUGGGGCCAGAUGCUCCCAUCACUUUUGAAAGCAAGUUGCGAGGCAGCCAUAUGGCUCACGCCUAUGAUUUUUACAAACCCAACUUAGCCAGUGAAUAUCCAGUUGUUGAUGGGAAGUUGUCACAGACCUGUUAUUUGAUGGCGGUUGAUUCAUGCUAUAAUCUUCUUUGCACCAAGUAUGAGAAAUCUGAAGGCAAGCAAUUUUCUGUUAACGAUGCCGACUAUGUUGUUUUCCAUUCUCCAUACAACAAGCUUGUACAAAAGAGCUUUGCCCGAUUGAUGUACAAUGAUUUCUUGAGGAGUGCUAGCUCCAUCGAUGAAGACGCCAAAGAGAAGCUUUCUCCGUUUUCUAAUCUUUCUAUCAAUGAAAGCUACCAAAGCAGGGAUCUUGAAAAGGUAUCCCAGCAAAUUGCGAAGCCCUUAUACGACAAAAAAGUGCAACCAACGACUUUGCUACCAAAGCAAAUCGGAAAUACUUACACAGCAUCUUUAUAUUCGGCAUUUGCAUCCCUUAUUCACAACGAACACAGUGAAUUGGCGGGUAAGCGAGCCCUAAUGUUUUCUUAUGGAAGCGGUUUGACAGCUACCAUGUUCUCACUCCAUUUCAAUGAAGGGCAGCAUCCUUUCCGUUUGUCUAACAUUGCAUCCGUUAUGAACGUUGCCAAGAAGUUGAAGUCGAGGCAUGAGUUCCCACCUGAAAAAUUUGUCGAAACCUUGAAGCUAAUGGAGCACAGAUACGGGGCAAAGGAAUACGUGACUAGCAAGGAUACAAGCCUUUUAGUUCCGGGAACUUACUACUUGACUGAGGUGGACUCGAUGUACAGACGUUUUUACGCCAAGAAACCUGUUUAUGAUUCUAACAUUCCGCACCAGAAUGGCUCAGUUGCCAAUGGUCAUUGAUCACUUGCCUAGAAAUAUUCCGUUGAGAUUACCUGAUCAUGCAAAUGUGGGCAGCUUUCAGAAGGUUUUUUAAUUGUUCAUUUAAUAAGUGUGAGCUUGUAUUUCAUAUUUUAAGUGAACUUAUUUAGUGUUAGUAGUAAUGUUGUUUCCAUAAAAGAAAAUAAAAUGAAUUAAAAUUUCAACAAAUAAAA
Messenger RNA from Amaranthus tricolor (Joseph's coat), 1751 nucleotides. RefSeq names its product hydroxymethylglutaryl-CoA synthase-like. The transcript is spliced from 12 exons. Gene Ontology annotation, molecular function: hydroxymethylglutaryl-CoA synthase activity. Gene Ontology annotation, biological process: acetyl-CoA metabolic process. The record is from RefSeq and is a predicted model, not a curated record. Lineage: Eukaryota; Viridiplantae; Streptophyta; Magnoliopsida; Caryophyllales; Amaranthaceae. Bases 148 to 1560 code for a protein of 470 amino acids.